This is a messenger RNA of Arabidopsis lyrata subsp. lyrata, 1019 nucleotides long. RefSeq lists its product as uncharacterized. Lineage: Eukaryota; Viridiplantae; Streptophyta; Magnoliopsida; Brassicales; Brassicaceae. Bases 193 to 747 code for a protein of 184 amino acids. The transcript has a single exon. The record is from RefSeq and is a predicted model, not a curated record.
GUUCGGUUUGGUCCAUAAAUCCGGUUAUGAAAACCCGGUUCCAUAAAAAGGUUUUUGAGGGGUUUUAACAUAAAGACGUUUCGAUUACACAAAUCUCUCUGGCUUGUAAGAGUCGGCGGCGGCACCGAGAGAACCUUAAACCUGAAUUCUCCGAUUUCCAUAAGAUCAGAUCUCACUCACGCCUGAGAAAAAAUGGGAAUUGCAUCAUCCACAGAUCCAAAAACAGAGACUUUUCCCGACCCCAAAUCUCAAAACAACGAAGAAGCUCCAGCUCCAGCUCCAUCUGAGGAACUCGAAGAUUCGUCUCCGUCGGAGAAACUUGGAGAUUCAUCAACUGUUUGGAGAGAUCCAGUAGAUUCCGAAUCGGAUCAACCACAAGAAGGAGGAGGAGGAGACGCAGAUGGUGAAGAAGAAGGAGAGUGUGGGUUUUGCUUGUUUAUGAAAGGAGGUGGUUGCAAAGAUUCGUUUAUUGCUUGGGAAGAGUGUGUUGAGAAAGCUGAGAAGAACAAGGAAGAUAUUGUUACUAAUUGUAUGGAAGUCACUUCGAUGUUGAAGAAGUGUAUGGAUGAACAUUCGGAUUACUAUCAGCCGAUUCUCGCUGCGGAGAAAGCUGCUGAAGCAGAGGUUAAGAAGGAGCUUGAAGCUGAGAAGAAGAAGGAAGAAGAAGAGAAAGCUGAGAAGAAGAAGGAAGAAGAAGAGAAGAUCUCGGAAGAGGAAGUGGCUGCGAAGAAGCAAGCUCAAGGGUGAUUUGAUUGAGAGGAUUUAGGUAAAUUUUUCAUGGUUUCUUGUUCCAUGGGAAUAUCAAAAUAUUGGAAUUUGGGAGAAAUUGUUCUUUAGGAGCAGAGGAAAUUUCGUUUUUAGAUUCGUAACUUAUAUGAUCGAUCAUUUUUGUGUGCGAAUAAGUUGAUUGAUUGAGAUCAUUUGAAUGAUUAAGAGAAAAUUUGCUCUUAAAGGUCAGUACUUUGUUGAUCCCCAAGACUGUUUCUGUUGAUUCAAUAGAUAAUUUGCUCUAAAGGUUA